AUGGCGUCCGGGUUUUUGUGUGUGCGAUAAUGUAAUUGUUUUGUAUGAAAUCAAUUAAUUUAAUCGAAUACGGUAGUUUUUACUAUAUUUUAUGGUGUGAACAUAAAGAAAGAUGUGUUUUUUAAUGUUUGUAAAGUAAUGCAACAUAACUUUAAUUAGAGAUUACGUGCGUGUCAAUGCAGUCUAUAGCGUCCUGUGCCGCCUUUUUAUUAAUUUGAUAAGUUUUUAUUACCAAUUAAACAAGAUGGUUGUUUUAAAAGUGCAGCAAAAUAUGUUAUGUAUAUAGUAUUAAUUAUAUUUUACAUAAAAAGUGCCUGUUUCGGCGGUCUGAUUGACGGGUGCUUUGCGCUUGUGUGCUAGUGGUUGUGAAAGCGUACAUGAAUAUAAUGGCAAAACUGUCAUGACAGUACUGUUUACUUGUAAGGUGGACUUGUGUUGGUUUGUUUAUUUUUCGAUGCGGUGAGAAAUUGUAAUUUGUGAAAAUGUGUAUGCCAACACCGACUAAUGUCUCCGGAUUCGCGUAUUCGUGGGGCUUUACGAGCUCCGCGGACCUUACAAAAGGUGAAGUGGACACACCAAGCAGUUUAAGUUAUACUCUGGGGAAUACGGUAUCCCCAGAAACAACGCUAACUGUGAUGGCCCACAAAACUCCGCAAGUGCAAGAAAAAGUUGGCACAGUGGUAGCAUCUAAUGCUGCGGCACAAGUCACCAGGGUGGUCACUACGGGGACCCCAGGCAGUGGACGGAGAGCCAUGUUUGUGUUAAAUGAGGCUCCGACGCACACAAUAAACAGAGUGUCGCAGCAGAACCAGACUGCGACUAUCCAGAGUGAGUGUGCCAAUUUAGCUUCAAAACCGUUCAUGACGCCCAUCGGUCCCAUACAAUUAACGGCGGAAGAAUGUAAUGAAAUUUUAAUGAAAAGAGCACUUCAAGCUCAAGGCAUUGCCACUCCAGUGAUAGAUGCGUCGCAGCUUAACCAAACAUUGUUGAAUGGAGGCUUGAAGGGUUUAGCCGAGGUAACUACACAGCAGAACCAGCAAGAUAAUAUACAAACAACGGUCCACCAGCAUCAUUUGUUACACACAAAACAGGAACCUGGAACAGCUAAUAAUUCACCAAAAAUGGUGUAUUCGCAGACGGAGAUCAUGAACAACACAGUGAUGCAAGCCCCCGCGGCUCCGGUGAAGGAGCGCCCGUAUUCCUGUGACGAGUGUGGCAAGUCGUUUCUGCUGAAACAUCACCUCACGACUCAUGCUAGAGUUCAUACUGGUGAAAGACCUCACAUUUGCGGACACUGCGGCAAGGCGUUUGCAAGGAAGCACUGUCUGAAUACACACUUGCUUCUGCACUCUGCUGAACGGCCGUAUCGGUGUCAUGAGUGUAAAAUGGCGUUCACACUCAAACAUCAUCUCGUUACGCAUUCUAGGGUGCACAGCCGCGACCGUCCGUUCGUGUGCGGCGAGUGCGGGCGCGGGUUCCCGCUCAAGCGGCACCUCGUCACGCACAGCAAGUACCACGCGGGCGAGCGCCCGUUUGUGUGUAACGAUUGUGGAGAGAGCUUCGCGCAGAAGGAGCACCUAGUAAUGCACAGCCGUUUCCACGGGUCCCUCUCCCCAUUCGUGUGCCCGGACUGCGGAGUGGCCUUCGCCAGAAAGUUCCAACUUGUGAACCACGGGCGGGUGCACGGGCGCGUGCCGCACGCCUGCCCCGUGUGCGGGAAGGAGUUCCUGCAGAAGCGCACCCUGGUCGCGCACUUGAAAAUGCACACAGGAGAAGACACAGUGGCGUGUCUAGAAUGUGGUGAAGCGUUCAAGUGCAAGGGGGACCUGCAACAGCACUGUAAGAUGACUAGACAUUGUCUCACGUCGUCGCAACAGCAACAACAGCAGCAGCAGCAACAACAUCAGCAGCAGCAACAACAGCAACAGCAGCAGCAACAACAGCAGCAACAACAACAGCAACAACAGCAGCAACAACAACAACAGCAGCAGCAGCAGCAGCAACAACAACAGCAACACCAGCAACAGCAAACAGUAAUAAAACAAGACGAUUUUAAGCCACAGAUUGUUCAGGUUAUCGGUGCUGAUGGGCAAAUAUUAAGUGAGAAAACAACACCGGGAUAUGCCUGUCCUGAGUGUGGUUCCUGCUUUAAUACCAAGGAGGCGCUAUCGCUGCACGUGCGGCUGCACGCGGGCGACCGCACGUGCGUGACGGACCUGUGCGCGCUCACCGCCGCGCUGCAGCCCGGCCUCGUCGCGCACGCCACGCACAAUCAACCGAUCCAAAUUAUAUCAUCAAAUCACCCGAGUAAUGUUGUUCACACGCAAGUUAUAGCUACGAAUCACCAUAUAACACCGCCGCGGCCAAAGUUACAUUUCUGCGUGGACUGCGGGAAGGGAUUCGCAGCGAAACACGGCUUGUUAGCGCAUCAUAGACGUCACCCGGACGGCAGCUGCACGCUGCGCUCGCACGUGUGCGACCAGUGCGGCAAGGCGUUCUUCCAGAAGAACCACCUCAUGCUGCACCAGCGCCAGCACAUGGACCUGCCGCCCAGGAAUCUCCACUCGCAGACACAAACGCAAACCCAGCAGCAGCAAGUGACGCAAGUGCCGCAGCGCGUGACGCAAGUGACGCAACAGGUGCAGGUGUCGCAGCAACAACAGCAACAGCAGCAACAAGCCGCGCAACAGGCGGCGCAACAAGCCGCGCAGCAAGUGGCGCAGCAGGUGCAGCAACAAGUUGCGCAACAUGUGCAGCACCAAGCGAUGGAGAUGGACGAGCAGCCGGCGCAUAUACAAGUUGUAACCAACCGCUCCGGCCAAGUGAUCGGCAACCAGAUAGUAGUCGGUGCUGUGGGUGCUAGACGCUUGCUACCGUCGCAGUUGCACAUCGUGUCGCGAGAUGGGAAGCCAAUACACCACCUUACCAAGCGCGAUGGGAGCGACAUAAAAGAGCUAGUAGUGUCAACGGGCAGAGGUACUGGGCUGAUCAAAUACGAGAUCGCGAUCCCUCCCCCCACAUCUGUGGUCCAAGUGCAGCAGCUUGACUGAGAACGGUUCCGCAAUUAGCGGGACUGUCAGCUUUAUGCGUGAUUCACGCUACACCGGGAACAAUAUUCAUAGGGCAUAGACAAUGCAGUGCCGGUAAAUGAAAUAUUAUCCAUAGACAUUUGAUGUGCCACAGUUAAGCAGGAAUUAUCUGCCAUGGUCAGGCUUGAAUCGCUUCAUACAAAAAGUAAACAAUAAUAUUUGAUAGAGCCCCGUAUGGUUGUGCAGCCAAGGUGUAGCAUAUAUCAUAGCUUUAUAUCUUCAAGAAGUUAAAGUGUUCAUUACCGGGCUUAACAAUAAAGUGACAGUGGUCUCGAUCCAUCGAGCAAUAUUUAGACUAGUGUUAAUGAAAGUGAAGUGUAGUGUUCUGUGUGAUGUACUACGGGGAGUGUCUGUUCUACAGCUGGUCUGCGGCAAGUGUGAAUGGAUCGACGUGAUCCUAAUGUUCCGCAAAAUUAAGUGUUUGAUAAUACAUGUAUUAACAAUUAAGGAUAACCAAAAAGUGAAUUCAUACAGCGUUGCUAUCUUUUUUUUUAAUGGAUUGUCAAUAUUGUAUUAUUACGAAUUUUAAAGUUUUCGUUCAACUGUACCAUUUGAAAAAUUAAUUUUUAUUUUAUAAUUUAAACAGAGAAUUUUUUUAAUGUGUCUGUUGAGGUUACACCAAAAUCAUGAAUUAUGUAUGUUAAAGCCAAAUUAUAAGCGCAUUCUAUUGUAGCGGUUUUUUUUUAAUAGAAGUACAUUUAAGAGAAAAAAGUCCAAAUGCUUAAACUUCCACAUUGCCUCCAUUACUUAUAUCGACAGCAAUAAUGUGUGUCUGUGUGUAUUGGAUGUUCUAAAAUUUAGAACAUUUUGGUGAAUGUAAAAAGACGUGUACAGUAGUGUUGAAUAAGUGUAGACGGUUAGAACGUGUAAUAUUAUUGUACAUAUCAAAGUUUUCAACGGCGUCCGAUUCGCGGUUUUAUAUGAACUGUACAAUUUAGAUGACGUCCCGACGUGACGUCACACGCAUUUAAGUUUUUAUUCUAUGAUUUGACGGCCUCUUCGAAUAAGCUUUACGAGAACAUAGAUUCCUCCGCGGCAGGUAUAUAGCGAGUGCAAUUCGGUUCUAGAUCUGAAUUAUUUAUGACAAGCGAAUUGAUUUAUUUUUUAUUGGCAUAGACAACAUAUAAAAUAGAGGCAUAUUUGUAUAAACAAUAGACAAAUGAGUUUUUAAUUAAUCUAAGUUUGAAAAAGUAUAUUUGUAAAUUACCUUUUCGUAUUUUAUUUCUACUUAUGUAGUAUUUUUUAAGAAUUUUUCAAAUAUUUGGGUUAAAAUUGCUUUAUAUAUUUAUCUAGUCUGUGAUAGGGACUGUCUAUGAAAAGGUUUUAUAUUUGAAUCGAUAAAUUGUUUUUGAACGCUAGCUAAUUGCCUCUUCACCAUUAAAUUAUUUUCACAAUAUAUUUCAUUUGCUUGCUUUUGGACAACGAUUUUAAAGUAUCUAUUCCUAGUACAUAAUUAAUUCAAAGCCGUAAUUAUUUGAAUUCAGUGAAGAUGCAAUAAAGUUAGCGACAAAAACUUAAACAAGUGCUUCCGAACGUUCAUAUAUUUUGUAAAUAAAGAUGAAGACUGAUCUAAAGCACUAAAUGCAUCUCUUCUAAUUGCCUUACAGUGAGCGCACACAUUUUGAUAUAUUUUUCGUGUAAGCAGUAAGAAGUUUGUCAAUUUUAAAGUUUUCGUGCUAUUCAGUGUCCAUUUUUAUUCACAGAAUCGAAUUCUAUGUUUCCUUGUGGCGCGUUUUCAAGUGACAAUUUUAUGCAAAUACAGGCCUUAUUAAAGCUAACGUAAAAUACAUUUUUGGGAUAACUAUUCUGUUGUUACUGUCUAGUUUAAUAUUAACUAUAAAAUGUGCUUAUUAUCAAAUUUUGUACAGUAUUCAAUGGACUUAUUCACUUGAUCUGAUAAAGUUGAUUGUUCAUAACACGGUGAAAACGUGCCUUUAGACAGUAUUAUGUUUCCUGAAAUUUCUAUGACACAAAUAUAUACAGUCUACGAUGUUUUUGUGUUAAUCUCGUAAGCUGUGAUAUUAUUUGUGCUGAUUUAUCGAUAUGUUGAUUCUUAAUGUUGUUUGCCAUUUACUUACAGUGUAAAUAUAUAGUGGAUAUCUAUAAUUUUUAUAUUAAAUAAAAAAAUAUACAUAAUUAA
This is a messenger RNA of Colias croceus (clouded yellow), 5229 nucleotides long. It is a transcript of the gene cg, whose product is annotated as zinc finger protein 613-like. The coding region runs from base 483 to 3050 and encodes 855 amino acids. The transcript is spliced from 16 exons. The record is from RefSeq and is a predicted model, not a curated record. Gene Ontology annotation, biological process: regulation of transcription by RNA polymerase II. NCBI's taxonomy places the organism in Eukaryota, Metazoa, Arthropoda, Insecta, Lepidoptera, Pieridae. Gene Ontology annotation, molecular function: RNA polymerase II cis-regulatory region sequence-specific DNA binding; DNA-binding transcription factor activity.